Messenger RNA from Mastomys coucha (southern multimammate mouse), 2187 nucleotides. RefSeq names its product bone morphogenetic protein 8A-like. The transcript has 7 exons. Lineage: Eukaryota; Metazoa; Chordata; Mammalia; Rodentia; Muridae. Gene Ontology annotation, biological process: SMAD protein signal transduction. Gene Ontology annotation, molecular function: CoA-transferase activity; growth factor activity; cytokine activity. Gene Ontology annotation, cellular component: extracellular region. The coding region runs from base 266 to 1591 and encodes 441 amino acids. The record is from RefSeq and is a predicted model, not a curated record.
AGGGGCGGGGCCGAGGAAGAGCGCUCCCUGGUCUGAGCCGCUACCGAGGUCCUCCUGCGGACACUCGCCGGUCAGCGCUGUGAGAGCCCAAGUUGCUCUGAGGGACCUAAGGGCGCAGCGAUCGCCUGCCGAGCGCUUAGUGCGCAGUCGCUGCAGAACUGCCGGCGACAGGUGCGAACUCUGGGGAUCCACUGCGCCUUCUUGUCCUCCCCGUCCGGGCGUCGCGUCCAGCUACUAGUGGAUGCGCGCCCGCUGAAAGUCCGAGAUGGCUGUGCGGCCCGGGCCACUCUGGCUAUUGGGUCUUGCUCUGUGCGCUCUAGGAGGAGGCCACGGUCCGCGUCCCCCGCACACCUGUCCCCAGCGUCGGCUGGGAGCGCGGGAGCGCCGCGACAUGCAGCGUGAAAUCCUGGCGGUGCUCGGGCUGCCCGGGCGGCCCCGACCCCGUGCACCACCCGCCGCUGCCCGGCAGCCAGCGUCUGCGCCCCUCUUCAUGUUGGAUCUAUAUCACGCCAUGACCGAUGACGACGACGGCGGGCCACCACAGGCUCACUUGGGCCGUGCUGACCUGGUCAUGAGCUUCGUCAACAUGGGUGAGUGCAGGAAGGGCGUCAGGGAUCCGGGUGGGGCGGUGGGGGAGGAGAAGAUGGUUGUGAGCGUGGCCGCCCGUCGUCGGGGGAUGAUGACCUCGGUGUGGCUUCUGGAAUGCAAACUCUUGUUUCUGGAAAGCUUCUCUUGCUGUCCCUCUGGCCACUGUGAAGUCCUUUCGCACGCUAUCCGCGCUGACUUCGCCCUGAUCAAGGGCUGGAAGGCUGACCGCUCAGGCAACGUGAUCUUCAGGGGCAGUGCGCGCAACUUCAACGUGCCCAUGUGCAAGGCCGCGGACAUCUCGGUGGUGGAAGUGGAGGAGAUCGUGGACGUGGGUUCUUUCGCCCCGGAGGACAUCCACAUCCCUAACAUCUACGUGAAACGCGUGAUCAAGGGGCCAAAGUUUGAGAAGCGCAUCGAGCCCAAGUCCCCCCACCUCCCUCUCUGUUGUCUUUGCCUCUGUCUCCCAGGGCACAGCAUGGAUCCUGGCCUGGCUGGUCUGCUUGGACAACAAGCACCACGCUCCAGACAACCUUUCAUGGUCACCUUCUUCAGGGCCAGCCGGAGUCCUGUGCGGGCCCCUCGGGCAGCGAGACCACUGAAGAGGAGGCAGCCGAAGAAAACGAAUGAGCUUCCACACCCCAACAAACUCCCAGGGAUCUUUGAUGACAGCCAUGGUUCCCGAGGCAGAGAGGUUUGCCGCAGGCAUGAGCUCUACGUCAGCUUCCGUGACCUUGGCUGGCUGGACUGGGUCAUCGCCCCUCAGGGCUACUCCGCAUAUUACUGUGAGGGGGAAUGUGCUUUUCCACUGGACUCCUGCAUGAAUGCCACCAACCAUGCCAUCUUGCAGUCUCUGGUGCACCUGAUGAAACCAGAUGUUGUCCCCAAGGCAUGCUGUGCACCCACCAAACUGAGUGCCACCUCUGUGCUCUACUAUGACAGCAGCAACAACGUCAUCCUGCGGAAGCACCGUAACAUGGUGGUCAAGGCCUGUGGCUGCCACUGAGGCCCUGCCUAGCAUCCUGCUUCUACCACCUUACCAUCUGGUCAGACCCCCCUCCAGAGGCAGGAAACCCUCCCACGUUAUCAUAGCUCAGACAGGGGCCAUGAGAGGCCCUCACUUCCCCUAGCCACUUCCUGCUAAAAUUUUGGUCCUUUCCCAGCUCCUCUUGAUGGGAUUUGUGGGCUAUUGACCUCCCUCUCCAUCCCCCACCCCAAGUGUAGACCGAAUGCACACGGCAUCCCAGAGCUAUGCCGACUGAGAGGCCUAGGGUCAGCACUGAAGGCCCACAUGAGGAAGACUGGUCCUUGGCCAUCCUCAGCCCAUAGUGGCAAACUCUGCAUGGUCUAAGAAGGCUCUCAAAUUUGAAACUGGCUGAUCUGGGCUCUCUGCACCAUUCAUUAUGGGGGUCAGGACAUUUUUAGGUAUAAUGGACACAUACACUUAGAUCAGUGCGUUGCUACACUCCUUGAAAUCAGAGCCAGCUUGUUAGAAAAAGAAUCAGAGCCAGGUAGAGUGGUGCAUGUCAUUAAUCCCAGCUCUAGAGAGGCAGGGACAGGAGGGUAUCUGUGAGUUCAAGGCCACAUAGGGAGACCCUGUCU